Capronia coronata CBS 617.96 is the source of this 627-nucleotide messenger RNA. RefSeq lists its product as uncharacterized. Bases 1 to 627 code for a protein of 208 amino acids. Lineage: Eukaryota; Fungi; Ascomycota; Eurotiomycetes; Chaetothyriales; Herpotrichiellaceae. The transcript has a single exon. The record is from RefSeq and is a predicted model, not a curated record.
AUGGGGUGGAUCCGGGAUUGGAUCAAGGUGUCGUCUCAGGAGAGCUUUCGCGUCAAGACCAAACUCAACUCGGAGGAAGCAGGACGACGAUUCAAGAAAAUCCAACAAAACUUCACACCGUCAAAGGAGCGCAUAAUGGAGGUCUGCAAAGAAGAAAUGGACACGAGGCUGGAAGGGGUGUGCUCUGCUACGGAAAUGGAGAUAUCGCUCAGCGUCCAGCUCUUGAAUGAGCACUAUGUCGGCGAGAGGGAAUACCUGGGAAGCGCGGUAUUGACAUUUGAAGGGAUUGUGUCAAAGACCAAGGAUCUUUUGUUACGAGUUGAGCUGGCGCGACAGACUGGACAAAGGCUUCCUUAUGGCUUUGGUCUCCGUGCACAAGGGCUUGCCGACCAACUCAGAUAUGGAUGCCGACUGUUGAUCGAUAUGCGCAGGAGAGUCGAACAAGAGAGCCGCAUGGCGGUCGAGGGAACUGAAAACGAGCGCUGGACUGGCUGGACUGGUUGGGCACGUCUUUGGGGGAGAGGCACGAGGUCACCGGCGAUGGAGGAGCAUCAUGAGAGGGAGCACCUGUUCACCGGACUUGGAUGGCGGAAACGACAAGGCUGUCGGUGCCUUGACUAUCGUUGA